Zymoseptoria tritici IPO323 is the source of this 1021-nucleotide messenger RNA. RefSeq lists its product as uncharacterized. NCBI's taxonomy places the organism in Eukaryota, Fungi, Ascomycota, Dothideomycetes, Mycosphaerellales, Mycosphaerellaceae. The annotation marks the transcript as partial. The transcript is spliced from 2 exons. The record is from RefSeq and is a predicted model, not a curated record.
ACAGCGCCAUGUCCGGUAUACAUACUCCUCCUCCGUCCUGGUCAUGAUCCGCCGCUUCUCCGCCCGUCGACACUCGCCGCAUCGAUAACGACCGCCAUUCCUUCCACGCCUGCGCCGGGCUCGAUCCUCUAUCCCACCCGCCGCCAUGGCGCCCUCCAACCCCACCUACACUUUCUCUCCGGUAACCUCCACCGACCGCGCGGGCAUCGUCUGGGUCGCGGGCAUCCUCUCCUUCAUGUUCACUCUCCUCGUCCUCAUCACGCGCUUCCAAAUAAAAGGCCACACGCUCGGCCUGGACGAUUGGCUGAUCGCCGGCGCAACCAUUGUCGCAACGGGUCAAUACAUCGCUGUCUACAUUGGAUUGAACGAAGGCCUGGGAACGAGCAGUACGCUCUUAUCGCAAGAUCAUGCGGGACGGUUGGCGCAUGCGGUGUUGGCGAGUGAGGUCAUGUUCAUCCUGGCGCUCAUGUUGAGUAAAUUCAGCGUCUUGUUCUUCAUGAAGAGGUUAUUCACAAAGGAGCAUCGCGCGGCGUGGUUGUGCUGUAACCUGGGAUUUAUCUUGACGGCGAUCUGGGGUGUGGCAUGUGCGAUUGGGAUAAGCGUGGGUUGCGGGUCGUAUAUGAUGUUAUACGGGCCCGCUAGGUGUGAUGGAAAGCUCGCUCGCUGGUCCGUCACAAUCGCCCUCGAUGGCGCUCUCGAAGUCGGCUAUGUCGGCCUCGCCGUCCUCCUCGUGUACCCGCUCCAAAUGAAACGCACCAUCAAAGCGACCGUGGUCUUCGCCUUCUCCUUUCGCCUCACCUGCGCCAUGCUCGCAGCCCUACACGGCUAUUGGAUAUCCCUCUACGUGCACUCCUCCGACCCAGGUCUCGCCAUCGCCGACGUCCUCGUCUGGCAACAAGUCGCGCUAGGCUACGCCCUCAUCGCAACCACAAUUCCCACUCUGAAGAACUUCAUCCGCGGCUACAACCACGCCCUCGGUGGUGACUGCAGUUCCACCGGCAAACGAGGUCUAGGAGGCGGC